Messenger RNA from Sporothrix brasiliensis 5110, 423 nucleotides. Its product is annotated as protein precursor. The record is from RefSeq and is a predicted model, not a curated record. The transcript has a single exon. Bases 1 to 423 code for a protein of 140 amino acids. NCBI's taxonomy places the organism in Eukaryota, Fungi, Ascomycota, Sordariomycetes, Ophiostomatales, Ophiostomataceae.
AUGGCUCUCUUCCUCUACGGCCUCGCGCUGCUUGUGAUCGUCGCGGGCUCUAUUUUAUAUUGGACCCGCCAGCGCUGGAUCUCGCCCCUCGUCGCGACCGUCCAGUCGGCGACCGACCGCAUCUCCGACCGCCUCUCCUCCAUCCGAUCGCCGUUCUCCUACACCCGGCUUCCCUCGACGUUUGCGGGCGACGCCGAAGCAGGCCUGUCCAGCAGCACAUUUGACCUGGCCGGCAAUAUCGAGGGCAACGACGGCCGUGCCGGUCUCGACGAUGCUAGCAAGGCGGCGAUCCUCAAGAUUAUGAAGAAGCGCCGGUUGCCGUUUGACGAGGCACGCCGCGUGUACAUGGAGCAGCGGUUCAAGGACAACGGCAUCGGCGCCGAUGGCCUGCCGCGGGACCCCAAGUUUGUGAGCUUCUCGUAA